GAUUCCAUAUUAGAUUCAUUUGGGAAAAAAAUUGACAUUUCGUCGUGAGUGCAUGAAAACAAAUGUUCAAGUGAUUGUGGAAAAAAUAAAAAGAAGAACUACACUAAUACUUACAUUCGUCACAUAUACACAGCGAAUGUAUGCACAUUUACACGAAAUUCUUCUUGGUUUCAUCAAAUGUGAUGGAAAAGGAGAGGUAACACCAUACAUUAACAGACCAGACCACCAUCAUACAUCAAAAUUGUAGUUUUAUUUUCAUAGUUCGAAAACAAAAAUUGCAAGACAACCAAGUUAGAGAAAAAAAAACGGGGCACACAACAGUUCAACCAUCAUCAUCGUCGUCGUCAGCAUUGUCAUCAACAAUAACAUUGUUUGAACGGAUUUCUAGGAUUCGUCAAGUGCAGAUAAAAUUGCAACGACUUUGUGCAAAGAAGGAAUACAAAUCAUAAAAUAAUAAUACAAUAACAACAACAAGAUCAAAAAUACACGAUUGAAAACACCACAAUCCCAAUCAUUUUCUCGUCUCGGUGAUGUGUUUAUUUUAAGCACGGUCAAAAUAUUGAUUUGAAGUUCGACAACGGUGAUUAAAAAUUUACAACCAAAUUGUGCAUUUUCCUGUAAUUCGAUUGCAAUUUUUGCCAUUGAAUUUUGGUAUAUACAGCUGAUUUCUACAUAUUUUUUGGUUCACUUUUUUUUUUCUAAUGUGUGUAUGUGUGUGUUUGUUCCAGAUUAGAGAGAAAAAUUAUUUUUGUUGUUGUUAUUAUUAUUAUUGUUGCGUUGCUAGUUCUUCAUCAAUAGUUGAUGUGUGUACUUGAAUUGAUGGUGUUGCAUUUACAACGAGAAUACGCAUGUUGUUUAUGUCGUGUCAAUAAACGCUGAGCAAAAAAAAACAACAUCAAGAAGAAAACAGAAACAAAAGGAACAUAAACCAGUUCAGUUGAAUGGUUUUUUUCCCGUUUUUUUCUUUUUAUUUUAUAAAAUUUCUACCGGAUAAAGUGUUGUUAGUGCGUUGAUUUGUCUUGUAAAUACAUUGUAAAGUGAGAGCAAAAAAAAUGUCAUCGUCACAACUUGAAUCGGUUAUCGUGAAUGCCAAGCGGUUGGCACAACGAUUGAAAAGUCGUGAAGCAGACGCGGACCGCAUUUUAGCUGAAGCUGAAGAGGUCAACAAUCGAUUGGAAACCAUGCGACAGUUUAAAGACGAUUUGGAUCUAAUGAAUAGCAUAGCCCGUGAUAAAUCCAAUGCUCACAUGAUUCAUCAAAUUAACCAGGAAAAUCCACAGUUGCGGGAAAUGCACACAGAAAAUAUGCGAUUGCGAGUCUCACUCGAAGAUCAUCAGCGCGCCUUGGAACACAUUAUGUCAAAGUAUCGUGAGCAUACACAAAUAGCCUUGAAUAAUUCCAAACUAAAUUUUCAAGAAUUGUUCAAAGGCGAAACGGAAAAGAGUCUGAUAAUUCAACGUCAAGAAGAGAAAAUCCAAGAGAUGAUUGCAAUUAUGCAAAAAGCAGCAUCGCUUGAUGACAGUGAUUUUGAACAAAAUUUAAAGAAAGAUCGCGAAAACAUCAGUCGAUUGAUUGUAGAAAAUCAAGGUUUACGCGAACUGUUGCAAAUCUCACAAAAAUAUGGCAAUACGGGAUCGCAAAGCAAUAACAAUGCCAAUGCCAAUGCAAAUGAAACAAAUAAAAUUAGCGUUGAAACGCAAACCGAUUCGAAUGCAAAUCAAUGUUAAAAUACAAAAUGAAUCUCUUUUCAUCUCGAAUCGCAGCUAAUGCUUAGAAAAAUGAAUCCAAAAAAACAAGAACCUACAAGAUAAAUGCAUUUUGAUUAAGAUGGUCCGCAACACAUACACUCACACAUAUUCAUCUGUCAGCGGCCAAUUAGCGGAGAACAUUUCAUCAAUAAUGACAUCAAGAACAAAAUCUGCAACACCUUCCUUGCAUCUGUAUUAUAUUUAACAAAAAUUAAUAUUUCAAUAAAUCACUAAAAAAAAAACAGUUUACUAUUACUGAAAAGAUAAAAAAAACGAAAAAAAAAAUUACGAAAGGCAAAGUUAAGUGUUAAGGGUGUAUAUUGAGACUCCCCGAAUUUAUAUUUUAUGUCAGAACAAAAAAUGCAGAGAACAAUUCAUGAGAAGUUAUUUGUAAUAAUUGACAAAAUAUAGGUUCAAGCCUCACAAAUUUAUGCAACAAAUCUAGAAUUACAUGAGUACAUGAUUUAUGACAUUUGAUUGUGUGUUUUAAGGAAACAUAAACAACAAAAAUAACAAUUAAUAAAGAAAAACGAACGAUUUCAUGAAUGAUGUGUGCGACUUCGGUCGAUGAAUAUAUUUCAAAA
This is a messenger RNA of Contarinia nasturtii (swede midge), 2332 nucleotides long. RefSeq names its product FGFR1 oncogene partner 2 homolog (gene Fgop2). NCBI's taxonomy places the organism in Eukaryota, Metazoa, Arthropoda, Insecta, Diptera, Cecidomyiidae. The transcript is spliced from 3 exons. The coding region runs from base 1053 to 1727 and encodes 224 amino acids. The record is from RefSeq and is a predicted model, not a curated record.